Messenger RNA from Rhinichthys klamathensis goyatoka, 4696 nucleotides. RefSeq names its product neuropilin 2b (gene nrp2b). The coding region runs from base 772 to 3477 and encodes 901 amino acids. Gene Ontology annotation, cellular component: membrane. The record is from RefSeq and is a predicted model, not a curated record. The transcript has 16 exons. NCBI's taxonomy places the organism in Eukaryota, Metazoa, Chordata, Actinopteri, Cypriniformes, Leuciscidae. Gene Ontology annotation, biological process: axon guidance; angiogenesis; vascular endothelial growth factor signaling pathway. Gene Ontology annotation, molecular function: vascular endothelial growth factor receptor activity; semaphorin receptor activity.
GACGAGCCCGUGUGGCUGUGGGCGCUUGUGUUUCCCUCGCUCGCCUUUUUAUAGCGUAACUGUGGGACUAGUGGCUGGUCUUUAAUCAGAGACUGGAGAGGCGGGCCGAGGUGCUGACUGUAAUGCGAUAGCUGCGCCCGUCCUUAAUGCUAUUACAUCCACAUGCUGCUGCCGCGCAAGACUCAGCGCUCAAACGCAGAGACGCGCAGUGCCAAAGAGACAGCGCGUGGAGUAUCUCUAUCACAAGACUUCAGUUACGGACUGGCUGCACGGAGGACCUCAUCAGAGCUGCACUUUCCUGACAGUUUUCCGCCGUGGCCAGUGUUUCCCAUGCGAGAUAGAGCUUUUGGUGGUGGAUUCUGUGGGGACGAGACCGGCAAAAAGCUUCAUGUCAGUUGGAUUUGAAGGCGAGAGAAAGCGCCGCUCACCUCACUCACUCACGCGCUGCUGUAGCUCGAGGAAAUCAAGCCAAAAUAUGUUUUUGGUCUGAACUCUGGGUUUUAAAGAGAAAGUUGUUUAGUUUUAAAGUCAGACGCUUUUCGUUGUUGCUGCUUUUGUUUAGGAUAUAACUGGAAAUGUUAAACGGCCAAGUCUGGGUUGAAUUUACGCAUCCAGCAUUUUGAAAGAUAUCGAGAAAGCAGGCGGCAGAAAUUGUUAUCAGACACAAGACACAAGUGGAUACAUCAUCAGUGGACAAGAACAUUUUCAAAGAACAUCACAAGAACUUGAGCUUUUCCUCUACACGCACUGGUGAACGUUCACCCAGAAAAGAUGGAUUUAUUCACAAAGCUCUGUGGAUCUUUACUUGUUUUGUGUGCGGCAUUAGUUUAUGGAGAGGAGGAGCCAUGUGGUGGGCAUUUGGACGCCAGUGACGCAGGCUACAUCACAACACCUGGGUACCCGCUGGAGUAUCCGCCCCACCAGAACUGCCGAUGGGUGAUCACGGCACCCGAACCGUCCCAGCGCAUCGUCCUAAACUUCAACCCACACUUUGAGCUUGAGAAACUGGACUGCAGGUAUGACUUCAUUGAGAUCCGCGAUGGGAACUCAGACAGCGCGGAUCUGUUGGGGAGACACUGCAGCAACAUCGCACCCCCUGCGAUCAUCUCCUCAGGCCCCGUUCUGCACAUCAAAUUCGUCUCAGACUACGCCCACCAGGGGGCAGGGUUUUCGCUGCGCUAUGAAAUCUAUAAGACAGGCUCCGACUGUUCCCGAAACUUCACCAGUCCGUCAGGUGUGAUCGAGUCGCCCGGCUUCCCUGACAAAUACCCCCACAAUCUAGAGUGCACCUUCAUCAUCAUCGUCCCUCCUCACAUGGACGUCACCCUCACCUUCCUGACCUUCGACCUGGAGAACGACCCCUUGCAGGGCUCGGAGGGCGAGUGCAAGUACGACUGGCUGGAGGUGUGGGACGGCCUUCCGCAGGUGGGACCUCUGAUUGGACGACAUUGCGGUACCAAAAUCCCCUCUGAAAUACAGUCGUCCACUGGUAUCCUCUCUCUGUCCUUUCAUACGGACAUGGCCGUGGCCAAAGAUGGAUUCUCUGCCCGCUACAACAUGACCCUCAAGGAGGUCAAUGACAAUUUCCAUUGCAGUAAUGAUCUUGGCAUGGAGACGGGCAAGAUCAGCGAUGACCAGAUCUCUGCAUCGUCCAGCUUCUAUGAUGGCCGAUGGUCUCCAAGACAGGCUCGACUUAACUUCGAAGACAACGCAUGGACGCCCAAUGAGGACAGCAACAAAGAAUACAUCCAGGUGGACCUACACUUUCUGAAGGUCCUGACGGGCAUCGCCACCCAGGGUGCCGUCUCCAAAGAGACACACAAGACCUACUUCGUCACCAGCUUUAAGCUGGAGGUCAGCACUAAUGGAGAGGACUGGAUGAUCUACCGCUACGGCAAGAAUCACAAGGUUUUCCAUGCAAACGCAGACCCCUCAGAGGUGGUCCUGAACCGGAUCCCUCAGCCAGUCUUAGCUCGGUUUGUCCGCAUCCGACCUCAGGCAUGGAAGAAUGGAAUCGCUUUACGCUUCGAACUUUACGGCUGUCAAAUCACGGACGCUCCAUGCUCCGAGAUGCAGGGAAUGCUCUCCGGCCUCCUGCCAGACUCUCAAAUCUCAGCCUCCUCCAUGAGGGACAUCCACGGGGCCACAGGUGCCGCCCGGCUGGUGGCCAGCCGCUCAGGAUGGUUCCCCAGUCCCGCGCAGCCCGUGGCCGGUGAAGAAUGGCUGCAGGUGGACCUGGGAGUCCCCAAAACCGUACGGGGUAUCAUCACGCAAGGGGCCCGCGGGGUGGACGGCAGUACCAGUGCCGAGAACCGGGCCUUUGUGCGGAAGUAUAAACUGUCCCACAGCUUGAAUGGAAAAGACUGGAGCUACAUCAUCGACUCCAAGACCAAUUUCCCAAAGAUUUUUGAGGGCAACACACACUACGACACCCCAGAGAUCCGUCGCUUCGAGGAGAUUGUGGCCCAGUUUAUCAGGGUGUAUCCUGAGAGGUGGUCGCCCGCCGGCAUCGGAAUGAGACUGGAGAUACUGGGUUGUGACUUGCCAGAAUCUACCACCAUUCCUGACACAGUUACGCCUACCCUUCCCCCUCAGGAUGUGACAAGUACCGCCCACAGGACACCAGCUCCCACCACUCUGUCAUCUCUGGGUGGUCUGUGUGACUUUGAGCAGAGUAUGUGUGGAUGGACCCACGACCCCAUGUCUGAUCUGAAGUGGUCUCUGUAUAGUUCCUCUAGCCCUAGUCUGGACCUGACACUGGGAUCUGACAAUUUUGGGAAUUUCCUGUACGUCGAGGUGAGUCCUAAGUCAGAGCCACAGCGUGCACGGUUAAUGAGUCCAUCGGUGGGACCCGAGCGCCGCCCCGUCUGUCUGCUCUUCUACUACCAGCUUCAGGGUGAAGGUCAGGACAGUCUGCGUGUGUUGCUCCGGGACGAUGACCAGGAGGAGACGCUGCUCUGGGCACUGAAAGGAGACCAGGGGCCCAUGUGGAGGGAAGGCCGCACCAUCCUGCCUCAGUCCCCCAAAGAAUAUCAGGUUGUCAUCGAGGGCUUCUUUGAGCGAGGCAGUCGAGGGCACAUCUGGGUUGACAACAUCCAUAUGAGCUCCAGCAUCGAGCUUGAGCAGUGUACACAACCCUUCGCUGCAUUCCCCCCUGAAAUGACUGGGGGAGCCUCACCUGGCUGGAGCGACCCCACUGUGGACACGACAGUGUCCCUGCAGCCCAUGCCCACCUACUGGUAUUAUGUAAUAGCCGGAGGUGGCGCCAUUUUCCUCCUGGGCUGCGUCACGUUGGUCAUGGUGCUGUGUUGCCAUCGCUACCACCUGGCGGCCAAGAAGAGCCAGCACUCUGUGUCCUACCAGAGCACGUACACUGGACAGUACGCUGGCAGUGGCCCCGGGGGUCUCGCCAGACCUGGGGUGGAGCCGAUGCUAACGAUUAGGUUAGAGAACCAAGAGCCCUGCUCACAGUGCUGAGACGACACCGACGAAUCUCUUCAUCCCACUAUUUCACAGGGACACCUGCAUGGUGCCCCCUUAAAGUCGAGGAUGAGGCGAAGAAGAUGUGGACAGAUAUAAGCACCUGAGUUGUCGACUUUUUUGUGGAGCUCUAGUGCUGGAAAGGAGGAGAUCUGCUGUGCCGAAGGGACAUCCAGCCAAAAUCCUGACUGGCAGAGACCCCCUUUCCCCCUUCGCUCUUUAGCUGUGUGUGUGGAUGGGAACCUUACUAUGAAAGCUCUAAUCUCCUGUUCAUGACCAAUCCUAUUGUACAGUCAAAAGAACUCGGCAGCAUUGCCAAAAUCAGAGGAGAGCCUGCGAACAGCGACGGGAGUGAGGCGUCAAAACAGGAACAAAAAGGAAAACCGGCAAACGUUUCCUUGCAUGUGUGCCGCAUCUCAUGUGCUCAUAGGAACACUUGAGGCUCGAGGAGUUUGACAAGAAGCUUCAAAGAAACAAAAGCAUGAAUGUCAAACACUCUGGGACAAAUGUUCUAGCUGGAGAAUCAGGAUAUGUGUGGAAGGCUUAGGUACCACGUAAUGGACUGAAUUUUGAAACUCCUGGUACCUUCUUUGACUAUUGAAUGAAGCUUCUUAAAAGCAUUUUGAAGAAUGUUUGUUCUUUUUCAGAGAGUUCAUUUUGAGUAUCUGUCAAUAUGUGUCUAUAUAUAAACUCUUCUUUUCUGAAAGUCACUGGGGCUUUGGCACUUACAGUACGUCUGAAGAGAUACAGUAUGUUUUCCGCCUAUAUGCAAAGGUCACAUGACCCCGCCUUAGCCAGCCUACUCCUCUGAUUGGCUGACUGACUGAUACAACAUUGGCCUUAAGACGCUUCAGUGGCAUUGAGCUAGUUCAAGCCGAUCAUUGUUCUCAUUUAUUAUUUAAUCCUUUCGUAUUCAUGCUCAGCCGAGAUCAACCUAAGUGUAUAUGCAGCUAACUGAUGCACUGACUUUAUUUUUGUAGCUAACGCUAAAAGCAGUAUGUGUAUUUGUGUGCUGUUCCCCCAGAGAUUUUAAUUACACAUAGUCUUGUAAAAGAACAGAAGCGGAGAGCUUUGUAAAUCUGCCAAAUGUUAGACAGUGCAGGAGUGCUUCGCUAGCUGAUUUUGCUUCAGGGAGCGAGUUGGCACGUUAGCAUGUUAGCUGAAGCCCAUCUCCAAGUCCACCUUUUAUAGUGUCACUGAAUACACCUGCUGAUGU